AUUUUAACAGCUGGGCUGUCAGAAAGAGGACUUUUGUUUUGUUCCCUCCCCUCCCACCCCACUCACACCAACCCGGAAAAAGGAAAUAAUGUCCGUAGUCGUCCACUAGCUCAAGUCAGUUUGAGGUCGAGUGGAAGUUAACCAUGGCGAUGACAAGUCAGACGUCCUGCUCCUCGAUGAGCAACCACACUAAGGAACGGGUCACCAUGGCCAAAGUGACGCUGGAGAAUUUUUAUAGCAACCUGAUUUCACAGCAUGAGGAAAGGGAAAUGAGGAAACAGAAACUGGAAAAGGUCAUGGAUCAAGAGGGCCUAGCUGAUGAAGAGAAGCCUCUCCGGCGGUCUGAGCAUGCUAGGAAAGAGACAGAGUUUCUUCGUCUUAAACGAACACGGCUUGGAUUAGAGGACUUUGAGUCGCUCAAAGUGAUUGGCCGUGGAGCUUUCGGAGAGGUGCGGCUAGUUCAGAAGAAGGACACGGGACACGUUUAUGCCAUGAAAAUCUUGCGCAAGGCUGAUAUGCUUGAGAAAGAGCAGGUGGGUCAUAUUCGAGCAGAAAGGGACAUCCUUGUAGAGGCAGACAGUCUGUGGGUAGUCAAGAUGUUUUAUAGCUUUCAGGAUAAGAUGAACCUCUACCUCAUCAUGGAGUUUCUGCCUGGAGGUGAUAUGAUGACUCUACUGAUGAAGAAAGACACUUUAACGGAGGAGGCCACACAGUUUUAUAUUGCUGAGACUGUACUGGCUAUUGACUCCAUUCACCAGCUAGGCUUCAUCCACAGAGACAUCAAACCAGACAACCUGCUGCUGGACUCAAGAGGCCAUGUAAAGUUGUCUGAUUUUGGCUUAUGCACUGGUCUGAAGAAAGCUCACCGCACAGAGUUCUACAGAAACCUCAAUCAUAGCCUUCCCAGCGACUUCAGUAAGCAGACAAACAUCUCUUCUGCGUUCCAGAACAUGAACUCAAAGAGGAAAGCAGAAACAUGGAAGCGAAACAGGAGACAGUUGGCCUUCUCCACUGUUGGAACCCCUGACUACAUCGCCCCAGAAGUCUUUAUGCAAAAUGGGUAUAACAAGCUCUGUGAUUGGUGGAGUUUGGGUGUCAUUAUGUAUGAAAUGUUGAUAGGUUACCCUCCAUUUUGCUCUGAGACACCUCAGGAAACGUACAGGAAAGUGAUGAACUGGCGGGAAACUUUGACCUUUCCACCUGAGGUCCCAAUUUCAGAGAAGGCCAAGGAUAUGAUCCUCAGGUUCUGUUGUGAGAGUGAGCUCAGGAUUGGAGCCACUGGAGUGGAGGAGAUCAAGACUAACCCUUUCUUCGAGGGGGUGGACUAUGACCAUAUCAGGGAGAGACCAGCAGCUAUUCCAAUUGAGAUCAAAAGCAUUGACGACACCUCAAACUUUGACGAGUUCCCUGAUUCAGACAUCCUUCAGCCUACAGCCCCUCCUGUGUCCAACCACACCGAGGCAGAUCUGAAGAGUAAAGACUGGGUGUUCAUCAACUACACCUACAAGCGCUUUGAGGGGCUGACUGCACGAGGAGGCAUCCCAUCGUACAUGAAAACUGGGAAAAGAUAGGCCUCGAUGGGACUUGAUGCUGCGCUUUUGCAGUGGAUGUUUUUCAAUAAGGAGACGUUCUCCAUCGCUCCUCUUCGCAUCUGAAGGAUCUUGCAUCAUCCGUUUCCUGUUUUGAUUCAGUCGACCAUGACUCAUUAAUGGAUGUUGACUCCACCCGCACUCAAUCCAUAGAAGGACACGUUCAGAGUCAUACCUAAGGGCUUUUUUUCCUCUCACACCCUAAAUGUCCUCACUUCACCCUUUUCCUUUUUUCUUUCUUAAGGAUUUGAGGCAAUCGUCUUGCAGGUUGCCAGAUUUUGUACAUUUUAGGAAUGGGGAUUUUAGUACACUGACACUGGUAAAAAAAAAAAAGGGCUUGAACGGAAGCUAGUUAGAUCUCCUGCAACCAUAAUUGAUUUGAACUGCGUUAGCACUGGUGGAUCGUCGAUUAACCAUUUCAAAGAACUAGCGUUUGUGGUAAAAUCUCCGUCUCAGCCUUUUUUCGUGUCCACAUCUGAUGUACACAUCUUCCCUAGUUUUAAUCGAGAUGGAUUUUUUUGAAAAUCCAUUCUUUUAAAGACAAUACUUUCCUCUGUUUCAUGGAAAUUCCUUCUCGUUACGCUCGCCAUCCAAGAUCUCAGUGACAAUGGCAAAACACGGGGCUUCAUAGUCAGUCGGAUCUGAAUGUGAUUUAUACGAACCCCCAAAGCUGCAGAUGUUGCCUUGCGCUCGGAUCCUUCUUAUACCAGCAGAAACAUCAUGAAUGCAUUUGCCAAUUAAACCAAAUUAUUCAUCAACUGCAUAUCAGGAAACUUCACCAGCUUAUGUCAAUAACCAAGCAAUCUCUAUGGACCAGCAUUAGUUUUUUUAAUGGGUAGUUUCAGCCACUGGCUGAUUCAGAAGUUGCUUGGUGGUAAUGCAAUUGUUUUUCUUAAUAAAGGGGCUCAUUGCUGAAGUUUGGGGAACAAAGCCACAAUUCUUGCAUCUUGAGAAGAAUAGCAAAACUAUUCAGGGAUUUGAAUUUGAUCGAGUCUUCCGUUUUGUGGCGAUGAAAUGUUCAAUGCAAAAAAUUGUAUACUACCAAAGAGAUGCCACUUUUAAUCAUCUUUAUGGGCUUGAAUCUCGAUGUUGUUUGGUCAUGGAUGCUUUGGCUUUCAUACAGCAUUAAUUAGCAAGCUUAUACUUUGUCUUGAGCAGCUAUCAACUUAACUUGUAGCAAGAUAUUAAUUCCAUAUGGUUUUAGUCAGUCUGCAUUAUUGAAGCUGCUUGUAUCAGCAUGUUGCUAGUGAUGGCUGACUGUACAAAUCAAACAAGAGUGCAAGAAUGAUUUUCAGAGUGUGUGAAAUUCGCAGACAGUGAAUGACUGAAUUGUAUUUCUACAAUCAGGAACCAUGUGUCGUCUUUCUGUGACCAAAUUGAAUGUAUCUUGAAGAUUAAAAGAGGCUUCUGGAAGAUCCAUUCAUUUAGAAUCGGCUGCUCGAGAAUGACCUGAGAUUCACCUAAAUGCGAUUGAUUUGGUGACUAGAUUUUAUGCUGCACACAGCAUGACAAAAGUUUUGUAUGUGGAAUUGCUUGUUGAUAGAUGUUGAGCUGAGCACAAUAUACUGCUAGAGUAAUAUCUCAAAUAACAUUACUGUAUCCCACAAUGAUAUGGAAAGUAGCAUGAAAUCAUGUUCGAAUGGUGCGUUUUUUUUAUCCUUAGAGCAAUUUGUGACCGCCUUUGGUCUGGAUGUGUAUUAUUAUUAUUAUUAUUAAUUUUUUUUUUUAAUAUAUAAUAAUUAUGGCUGGAGAGUUUUUAUGCUGUCUGAGUGUCGUUCUGUUGCAUGUUUUCACGUGUGCUGGACAAGUCAAAGAGCUAUGAAUGAGUUUGUGAAGUUUCAUGCUGCUUUAUUUGUUCCUCUUUUUCUAGUAUCAAGAAUAUGUAGGGGUGAUUUCAUGGGUAUUGCUUAUGAAUGAUGGCUUGGUGGAAUUAUACACUGUCUCUAAGAAGCAGAUCACAGGCUGGACUGCUUUGUAUCUCUUGUUGCUGUAUCUCACAUGCUGAAAAUGAUCAUGAUCAUAAAGAGAGUAUCUGUUUUAAAUUCUCACUUGUUUUUCUGUAGGUUUCUUGCUUGCAUCCUUGUCCUAGAGUGAGGAUGUUCUCUUUGAAUCAGGAAAAAGGACACUUUUUCUUUUCUUGAAGAUAAACAAUGCACCUUUUGCUAGUUGUAAUGUCAUGUAUAUUUAAAGUACACACACACACUUGUCAAGUUAUAUACACACUGAAUGACUGUUCUGUUGUUUGCCUGUAAGAGAGUUUGUAAUUCUUUCAGAAACUUAUUUCACACCUAACCAGAUGUAGACUAGUCUUAAGAUUUUUGCCGUCUAUAUUUACUUGCUUAGAGCUAAAGAAAUAAUUACACCAAUCUGUAUAAAGGAGUUUAUUCAAACUGGCGCUAGUGCUCACAAACUAUCUGUGCAGGAGAUCAUGGAUUUAUCGCUGCUUAUCCAGAUCAUAAAUGCGUAUCAAGUGCAAAGCUGAUCAAGGAGCAGCAUUCCUGUUUCUGAAGGGUUUGUGAACACGGCUUCUGGUUUCACUGAUGUCACAUUCUGCUGUGGGAGGUGGGCGUUUGUCCUCUCCCUGCCUUAAAUUUGAGUUGUAGAGUGUUUGUGGAUUUUUCCUACGCUCACAGAGCACCUUUCACUGGUUUAUUUGUCUGAUAGAGAGUUUGUUUUUGAGGUGGGCACACUUUGACCUGUAAAACGUCCUGAAUAAAACACCAGUUCAUUUA
This is a messenger RNA of Rhinichthys klamathensis goyatoka, 4321 nucleotides long. It is a transcript of the gene stk38a, whose product is annotated as serine/threonine kinase 38a. The record is from RefSeq and is a predicted model, not a curated record. NCBI's taxonomy places the organism in Eukaryota, Metazoa, Chordata, Actinopteri, Cypriniformes, Leuciscidae. Gene Ontology annotation, biological process: intracellular signal transduction; peptidyl-serine phosphorylation. The transcript is spliced from 14 exons. Gene Ontology annotation, molecular function: ATP binding; protein serine/threonine kinase activity. The coding region runs from base 144 to 1571 and encodes 475 amino acids.